Molecule: messenger RNA, 3170 nt
Organism: Danaus plexippus (monarch butterfly)
Lineage: Eukaryota; Metazoa; Arthropoda; Insecta; Lepidoptera; Nymphalidae
Exons: 6
Coding region: 184-1824 (546 amino acids)
Source: RefSeq, a predicted model, not a curated record
CAUAUUGUUUUUGUAGCUAGACAAGCAAAGUAAAAUGGUCGCUGUAUCGUAAACAACACUAUUGCGUUGUUUAAACAUUAUUUAUUUUAAAGCCUGUUAUAUAGUUGAAACUCGUAUAAUAUGUGUUAGUUAUUGAUAUGGAAGUGUUUAUUUUUGUGUAGUUCGGUAUUUUAUUGAGCCAGGAUGGAGGGGCGGCUUGUAUUAUGUUUUAUGUUAUGUUUUUUGUUACAAUUUGUUUCUGGACGAAAUCGGCUUUGCCACAAUAACACUCACAUAACACGUAGUUGUACAACACAGAUCCUUGGUGAUGAGUAUGUAGAUGACGAUUCAUGCAAAGUAGAGUACAUUCCAUCAAACAGCUCCAAAUGUACGGACAACUUUGGUCCAAUAACAUCAAACAAUCAAAUUGGCCAAGUCAUACUGAAACCUUACAUCUUGCAUGAGAGGCGCAGGGAUGUGAAUUUCUACUCUGUCAAUUAUACUGUCUUAAAUAUAUCGUUCACUAACAUUAAAUGGAAAACCAUGAAGUUCCGAUUCCAAAAAGAUUCAGUCAAGUAUGAGGAGGGUCACUGUAGGAAUAUUGUGAUAUCAAACGAUGUGAAAAUCAAUGAUCAGUCUGUCUUAUAUUAUGACUGUUACUGGUCCAUUACGAAUGGAAACUAUAAAGGACAAAGCCACGUCUUGGAUUUCGAAGCCACAGAUGAUUAUGUCGUUAACAGAGGGAAAUUUUACUUCAACAUACCCACCGCUGCAAUGUUAGAUCCAGAUAUCACAGAGAAAGAUUGGAAACCAUUUGUAUACAUUGAAAAUUUAAGUGACUCUAUGAAGCUCCAUAUAAUGCCGCCUCCCAAUAAGCUCAAGAUAACCGCCUACCAGAUAGAAGUUAUAAAGAAAUGUGACAAAGGCACGCAGUGUGAUGAAAUAGUCAAGAAUGCUUUGAUUAAAGCUAAAAAUAACACGCAAGAGGUUACAUAUGACUAUAGCUUGUUGGUCAGCACGGGAUUAUACUAUUUUGUGGUGACACCCAUACAUGAGAAGUGUAAGAUUGGUGUAAUGGAAUGUCAGUCAGUUGAGAGUCCGAGGAUUUUUAUUGAUAGUGAAGAACAUAAAACUCUCAACAUUUGUAUAGCGAGUAUAGCAUCCCUUAUAGUCGGUACACUGUUCAUAUACUUCUUUAUAUUGCUCUGCAUUCGAAGAUACUGGUGUAAGGAAUAUGCUCAAGAAAUCCCUCCGCCUACUAAGGUGCUCGUGAUAUAUUCGCCGACUAACCGCCUGCACGCGGAUUGCGUCGCGUCAUUCGUGGCCUACCUUCGUUCCGAGUACGGGUUCGAUGUCAUGUACGACGGAGACAUAUCGAACACUUCACACGGCGACCCGUUCGUGUGGGCGGAAGAGGCUUUCAGGGUUUCCUCGCACGUCAUCUACGUGGUCGGACCGGCCGAGAACACUAAUCUAUACAACAACAUAUACGACAAGCCGAUCAUAGUACACAAGGACGUGGACGUUCUGCUGUUAUCAUUACUGAGGACGACCAGAACAUCGAAGAGUCCUAAGCAGAUCAUGAACGUAUUCUUCGAGCACUCCAACGGCACGGUACCCAUCGAAACGAGGCACGACAAGAAAUUCAUAUUGUUGAACGACUGGCAGAAGCUGAUCGCGUAUCUAUCUAAGAACGUGCUGCCCAAGAAGCAGAUAAUGCGCUCGGAGAAGGGCAAGGAUUUCCUGGAUGACCUGUCACGAGCCAGGAAACUGCUGAACAACCGCAACGAUGACGUCAUCGUGCGCUGCGACAAAAAUAACACAGAAAAGAAGGUCCUCCUAUAGCUACGAGAAGUGCAAGUUGGAAUUUAAUAUACGGAUCUAUGUAUGGGUCUAUGGGAUCAUGCUCCUGACUGACUAUGAUAUUGGAGUGUUACAUGCGGAGCUAGUAUCAGACUUGGUAUAGAUCUCGCUGUAACACGUUGUAUGGAAAUGGUUUACGAAUGAAGUUAAUUUAAACGUAUGUUAUAAUUUUGUAGUAGAAUUUCAUAUUUCUAUGAUUAAUUAAUUUAAAAUUUACGUAUUCCUAGCGUGUAGUUACUGUUUCAAUUGAUUUGUUUGUUGCAUUCCGUAAAUGCAUAGAACGUUAAUACUAACAGUGAUAUGUUAUAAAGGACAUUGGUUUGAUAAGAAUUGUAGAAACAUUACCAAAUGUCCGUUGAAUCAUUAAGAAAGCUUCACUAUGAUACUGUUUCCAAUAUAUAUAUAUAUAUGUAUAUAUCAAUGUGACUGUAUUUUUAUAUAUAACAUAUCACUAUAGCAUGUGUUUGGCAACACUUUGUAAAGUUAUAGCGUACUAAUGUGUUUAAAGUACCCGGAGAUCAUGUCUGUUGAUGUUUAAUAUAUUUUGGUAUUAUAUAAUCGUUGUUAAAUGUUUCUUAGGUAACUGUUAUAUGCCGCGCCGCUGUGUCGUGUAUAUGAAACUGAAUGUGUUACGAGUCGAGGUACUCUUUGAAACUGUUUGUCCCGGCGUGGCGUACUAUACAUUUAUUAUUGUAUACUUCUAGAUUAAUGUCGGUAUUAAGGGAUAUAUUUUUUUCAAAUAACACAAUUUUUCCUAUUCAUAUGCUUGCAGGUCCGAGAUUUUUAAAUAGCGCUGCAGCUUUGGUGAAGCCUGAAAUUAACUUGUAGCUUUAUAAACACAAGUUUUGUAUUUUCCCACUGACGCCGUUUCAUAGUCCACUCUAUACCUACUACACAAGGCGUCACUUAAUAUCCUAUAUAUUGUCUCUCCUUAUAAUAUUUGAUGAAAAGCCAUAAUUUUAGAGUAAAGACUGGAUCUUCUCCAUAUUGGUGUAGCUUCUCUUUGAAAGUAUAUGUGUUUUAAUGUCUAGAUUAAUUUCUUGUAACUCAGUGUAACAAAUCUAGUGCCAUAAGGCGUUUGUAUGUAUUUAUAAAUGUUAACGCCGCUCCAUUUGACGUUUUAAUAUGUUAAGACAUAUGAUUGUAUCGUUUCACCUUUCCGUAUCACGUAUGUGCAUACUACAAACGGAGCGGCCGCCGUCUGUUAUACUUACCUAUAUAUAGUUGAUCUCAAUUCCAAACUGUUGGAGUGAAUGUGUUCUAUUAUACAGGACUUUUAAGCUCAAUAUACUUUGUGAUGUAUUUUUGUAAAUAAACUCUUUAAAAUA